Molecule: messenger RNA, 1625 nt
Organism: Crotalus tigris (Tiger rattlesnake)
Lineage: Eukaryota; Metazoa; Chordata; Lepidosauria; Squamata; Viperidae
Gene: RCOR2
Product: REST corepressor 2
Exons: 12
Coding region: 45-1625 (526 amino acids)
Biological process (GO): regulation of transcription by RNA polymerase II; negative regulation of DNA-templated transcription
Cellular component (GO): histone deacetylase complex; transcription regulator complex
Molecular function (GO): transcription corepressor activity
Source: RefSeq, a predicted model, not a curated record
GCGGGCGCCCAGCUCCGUCUCCCCCAGAGGCAGCCGGAGCGACGAUGCCUUCCGUCAUGGAAAAAUCGGGGAUCCUCUCCAGGAGCCGGGCCAAGUCGGCCACCUACGGCCCCCACCCCAAUUCCGAGGAUGAGAGCAGCGAGGAGGAACACUCGCACGAUAGUAUGAUCCGGGUGGGAGCAGAUUACCAGGCAGUCAUUCCAGAGUGCAAACCAGAGAGCCCGGCUCGAUACAGCAAUAAAGAGUUGAAAGGCAUGCUGGUCUGGUCACCCAACCACUGCGUUUCCAACGCCAAAUUGGACAAAUACAUCGCCAUGGCCAAGGAGAAGCACGGCUACAACAUUGAACAGGCUUUGGGGAUGCUCUUGUGGCAUAAACACGAUGUGGAGAAGUCGCUGGCCGAUUUAGCCAAUUUCACGCCGUUCCCCGAUGAAUGGACGGUGGAAGACAAAGUCCUGUUCGAACAAGCCUUCAGCUUCCAUGGGAAAAGCUUUGCUCGGAUCCAGCAGAUGCUUCCUGACAAGUUAAUCCCCAGCUUGGUGAAAUAUUACUACUCAUGGAAAAAGACGAGAAGUCGGACAAGUGUGAUGGACCGGCAAGCCCGCAAGUUGCUCAGCAAGAAGGAGAAGGAUGACAGCAGCGAUGAACUGGAAGAGGCCCGCCAGGCCAGCGAAGGCGAAUUUGACGCCAUGGAUCCCAAGAAGGAGCCUAGUUAUCCGAAGGCCCCCAACAGCAAACCUGGGCCAAUGAAAAAGGAGGUCCAGCUGCCUCAAUAUCGGCACCACCCUCUCCGCGCUCGCCGGCGCCCUCCGAAGGGCAUGUAUCUGAGCCAGGAAGGCAUCACGGGCCUCUCCGCCAGUCCUGACAUGGCCGUGCUCACGUUGCGCCAUCUGGACUCCCAGCUAGUUUCGCUAAAACGCCAGGUGCAGAGCAUCAAACAGAUCAACAGCAGCAUGAAGCAGGCGCUGGGCGAAGGGAUACACAAACUGCGCCCCCCUGAGACUAACAUCAAGUUUAAUUCCCGCUGGACCACGGACGAGCAGCUGCUGGCGGUGCAGGCCAUCCGGAAAUACGGCAAGGACUUCCAAGCCAUUGCCGAGGUGAUCAGUAACAAGACGGUGGCGCAAGUGAAGACCUUCUUCGUCAGCUACCGCCGGCGCUUCAACCUGGAGGAGGUGCUGCAGGAGUGGGAGGCCGAACAGGAGGGCCUGGCUCCGGCCCCCCCGCAAGGCAGCUCGCCCCCCCGGGAGCAGAAGAGCGGCAGCGAGGAAGAGGACGAGGUCCAGAUCACCGCUGUAUCGCGAUCGGCGCAGCCGCCCCCUGCCCAGCCGCCGCAGCCUCCCCCCACGCUUCCCGCCUCCCCCCGGCCUCCCCCCGUCGCGCUCUCCCAGCCUCCCCCCUUGCUGAGGCCCACCCUGCCCACAGCACCCAUGCUGCACCGCCAGCCGCCCCCCCUGCAACAAGGGCGCUUCCUCCAGCCCAGACUUUCCGUCAACCAGCUGCCGCCCCCACUCAUCCGACCGGUGGGGUCCCGGCAGGCCCUGCCGCGGGGGUCCCAGCACCCCCCAUCGCUGCUCAGUGGGACGGGAGACCCACCCCCUCUGCCCUCCUUGGGGUCCCUUUGA